This is a messenger RNA of Cladophialophora bantiana CBS 173.52, 738 nucleotides long. RefSeq lists its product as uncharacterized. Gene Ontology annotation, molecular function: RNA binding. The transcript has 2 exons. Bases 1 to 738 code for a protein of 245 amino acids. Gene Ontology annotation, cellular component: cytosol. NCBI's taxonomy places the organism in Eukaryota, Fungi, Ascomycota, Eurotiomycetes, Chaetothyriales, Herpotrichiellaceae. The record is from RefSeq and is a predicted model, not a curated record.
AUGGCUCCACGAGGACGAGGAGGAAAAUUCUCAAAGCCCACCAGGGGAGGUGGCAAGCAUUUCUCCCGUGACCUACAGCCUCUAGACAAGGAGGGAAAUCAGAUGGGCAUGUGGCGAGAAGCAGAAGAUGAAGAAGAAGAGUCCUCAGAAGAAGAGUCAUCGGAAGAAGAAUCUUCAGACGACUCCGGCGAGGGAGCUUCCGCAGCGCAGCCUCCGUCAAAUGAACUGACUCGAGAACAACGCAAAGAGCUCGCUCGUAAGAAAAAACAAGAAGCCAUUGCCAAAAAAAACCAGAAGACCGCCGCGGUAGGGGACCUGCCGAGUGACUCCGACGAGGAGGAGGAGGAAGAGGAAGACGACGAUAUGCCCGCAAACCCCAAUCACACGCAGAAGGCGAGGUCGCAGGCAAGAGCUGUUGCGGGCGCCAGUGGGGAAGCGCCAAAGAAGGCGGACAAGGAGAAUCUCAGCAGGCGGGAACGAGAAGCCAUUGCUGCCCAGCAAGCUCGAGAGAGAUAUCAGAAGCUACACGCCGAAGGCAAGACCGACGAAGCACGCGCCGAUCUGGCGAGGCUCAAGUUGAUCAGAGAGCAACGUGAGGCCGCCGCGGCGCGGAAGCAGGCUGAGAAGGAGGAAAAAGAAGCCCGUGACAAAGAGAGGUACGAACGCGAGGCCAAGCAGAGAGAAGCAGCACUGGGCACUGUGGGCGGCGCGAAGCAGGCCAAAAAGGCCAAGAAAUGA